Molecule: messenger RNA, 709 nt
Organism: Venturia canescens
Lineage: Eukaryota; Metazoa; Arthropoda; Insecta; Hymenoptera; Ichneumonidae
Product: larval cuticle protein A3A-like
Exons: 2
Coding region: 14-469 (151 amino acids)
Cellular component (GO): extracellular matrix
Source: RefSeq, a predicted model, not a curated record
GGACACAUCGACCAUGGCUUUUAAGUUCGUAAUUCUUGCGGCGUGUGUCGCAUUCGCGAGUGCCGGAUUCGUUCCUACCAGCACCUACAACGCAGCACCAGCGAGGAUCGCUUUUCAAGCAGCAGCUCCGGCGCCCCUGGUUUACCACGCACCCCUGGCCAAAACCGUCGUCGCCAAGCAAAUCGACGCUGAUUACGAUCCUCAUCCACAGUACAGUUACGGUUACGACGUGCACGAUUCGUUGACCGGCGACAUCAAGAACCAGCAAGAGACGAGAGACGGCGACGUCGUCCACGGAAGUUACAGCCUCGUCGAGGCCGACGGCUCCCGGCGCAUCGUCGACUACACCGCCGACCCCGUCAACGGAUUCAACGCCGUCGUUCGCAAGGAACCUGCCCAGGUCGCUGUCAAAGCAGUCCACGCCGCACCCGUCGCUCACUAUUCCCCCCUCGCCUACUAUCACCACUGAAACAGCGAUGAUUCCUGCGAACAAAAAACCGGACGCAAACCCCUUAAUAGUUCCUGAAACAACGAAGAUCUUCGGCUCGAAAUUUUCGCCGGAAAGGUGACGAAAUCCGAAGAAAAGCCUGAAAACCAGGGCCCUGGAAGCGACGUCUUAAAUUGACUUUGUUAGGAAAACACAAUGUUGAGAUUUUGUACUUUUUGUAAAGGAGCGUAUCCGUGUGAAUAAAAUAACAAUUUUGUUUUA